Molecule: messenger RNA, 830 nt
Organism: Fusarium graminearum PH-1
Lineage: Eukaryota; Fungi; Ascomycota; Sordariomycetes; Hypocreales; Nectriaceae
Exons: 1
Coding region: 198-830 (210 amino acids)
Source: RefSeq, a predicted model, not a curated record
GCAGCACGAGACCCAAGGCAGAUUAUAUCACUUGCAUCUACCGUUGAACAUACUCAACUCCAAACUCAGCAAGGCCAAUCUUCGAUUAAAUUCAUUCUCCAUCACAGUAGCGACAAACGACUUCAUCUCUCAGCAGUUAAUUCCUGCUAUUUGAACCACUUUCCGACUACUUCUUUCACCACUUACACAACAUCGCAAUGGGUUGGCUAUGGUCUUCAACACCCUCCAAGGAGGAGAAAACAUCGAAUCCAGUUGAGAACAACAUACCUCCUACCACAUCGACGACCUCAGCACCACCGCCAUCUACACCCUCACCCUCCUCCAACUCAGACGUCGACCCGGAAAUCCAAAAAUUUCUCGACCUCUUCGAGUCUGAAAAGAACAAGCCUACGCCCACACAAGACAAGCAACAACAAUCCUCCUCCACGUUAUCAUGGCUCUCCAUGAAGAAGUCGCCCCGAUCCACCGCUCCCACACCCUCCGAUAUUCCUCCCCGAGACCCUCUCGCCGAAGCCCUCCUACCAACGGACAUGUCCUGCCGACAGGCCUUUGACCAAGCGUGGAGUUGUAAUGGAAUGGGCGGCCAGUUCAUCGCGGUGUAUCGCUACGGAGAGAUGCGCUCGUGCAGUGAGCACUGGGACGACUUCUGGUUCUGCAUGCGAGUAAAGGGUUACACUGGUGAACAGCGCGAGAGGGCGAUUCGAGAGCACUACCGCGCCAAAGAGUUCACAAAGUAUGGACCGGGGAAGCCGAGUAGUGAGGAUGUUUGGGAGAGUAGAGGGGAGAAAGUACCAGAAGGGUCAUUUUUCAAUCAGUCCAUCGAUGGAUAA